AUGGCAGAAUACUUAGAGUUGAUAAGUUCGUUAGAAUUUACUAACAAUUUCCGAGCCUUCGUAUUAUUUUCAGAAGCGACGGUCUUCAUAUAUAGCUGUUUCGCCAGCAACACCAGAGGAAGAAGUACCCCUCAGGAUUUACAAGUCGGGGAAACACUGGAUUUAAAGAACCAGAACCUUAUAAUAUCCAUUGAAAAUCGCUAUCUGGCCAUUUCGCCAACAACACCAGAGGAAGAAGUACCCCUCAGGAUUUACAGGUCGGGGAAACGCCGGAACAAAUCAGAUGAUGACGCCAAGGAAAUCGAUCAAUCUUCAGUUAAUACCACCUCUACCGAAAUGAAAAAUUCUAACGAUACUUCGGCAUCUAAUAUAUCCGAUAAUACUUCAAAUUCUGACGUUGCUCCUGAACGAAUAGAAAAUAGUUCCAAUAACACACCCGAUUCUGAUCCAUACCAGGAAAAGGAUAGCCGAUCUUUCACAUCUCCUAUUCCUAUAGGAACUUUAUCAUCGGAAGAGAAAGAAAUUAAUGAAUUUUUGGAAUUACAGGAAAAGGAGAGGGUUAGUAAUAUGGAAAGAGAAAGAAAUAGGGAAAAGAAGAUUUGCCGAGGGCAACAAUUGGUACGAAAAACAUCUUCCUCUUCUGAUACACAAAAUGCAAUUUCUACUGAGAUAAAUCCUAUUAUUGAAACUACCCAUGAUCAUAAAACUACCCGAUUAGAAUCAAUGCCUACUGAUCAAGCACAAAAUACCGGAAUCAAAAUUUCAUACAACAAAAGAGUGGAGCAAGUCUUAAGACACGAUUUAUCUGUAUUCAUUAAAGAAAAUAUUAAUAAUAAAGUUAGUGAAGUAUUUGAUAUACAAACUCCUGAAUUCUCGCUAGAAGUAAUUAUAACAGGAUCUAGCAAAAUUACAGCACAAAAUAUAGCAGAUUUAUUUGUUAUAGCAAUGAAAGUUAGACAAAAAGAGAUUUUAUGCUGGUAUUGUUACUAUAAAGCAUAUGAGGAUCGAACUGAAGACAUUAAACGUGUAAAUAAAAUUGAUGAUCAAUCAGCAAGAACAUUGGUAUAUAAUAAGAUUAAAGCACUUCUCCUGGAUAUCAUCGAUGUAAACUUGCGUCAGAGAACAUUCAGGGCAAAAAAUAUUUAUGUUACUUCUUGA
Acaulospora morrowiae is the source of this 1158-nucleotide messenger RNA. The record is from the annotation of a GenBank genome assembly. NCBI's taxonomy places the organism in Eukaryota, Fungi, Glomeromycota, Glomeromycetes, Diversisporales, Acaulosporaceae.